Molecule: messenger RNA, 579 nt
Organism: Cyanistes caeruleus (blue tit)
Lineage: Eukaryota; Metazoa; Chordata; Aves; Passeriformes; Paridae
Gene: ZBTB5
Product: zinc finger and BTB domain containing 5
Biological process (GO): regulation of transcription by RNA polymerase II
Molecular function (GO): protein binding; RNA polymerase II cis-regulatory region sequence-specific DNA binding; DNA-binding transcription factor activity, RNA polymerase II-specific
Source: RefSeq, a predicted model, not a curated record
UGAUCCUGAUCUCAGUCCCCGUUCUGAGCCUCACACGGCCCUUCCAGCACGGACACCGCAGGAUCAUGGAUUUCCCAGGGCACUUUGAACAAGUCUUCCAGCAACUCAACUACCAGAGGCUCCAUGGGCAGCUGUGUGACUGCGUCAUUGUGGUGGGGAACAGGCACUUCAAGGCGCACCGCUCCGUGCUGGCCGCCUGCAGCACGCAUUUCCGCGCGCUCUUCACCGUGGCCGAGGGCGACCAGACCAUGAACAUGAUCCAGCUGGACAGCGAGGUGGUGACGGCCGAGGCCUUCGCCGCGCUCAUCGACAUGAUGUACACGUCCACGCUCAUGCUGGGGGAGAGCAACGUGAUGGACGUGCUGCUGGCCGCGUCCCACCUGCACCUCAACUCCGUGGUGAAGGCCUGCAAGCACUACCUGACGACGCGGACGCUGCCGCUGUCGCCGCCGAGCGAGCGCGCGCAGGAGCAGAGCGCGCGGCUGCAGCGCUCCUUCAUGCUGCAGCAGCUGGGGCUCAGCAUCGUCAGCUCGGCGCUGGGCUCCGCGCAGGGCGCCGAGGAGCCGCCCGGUGCCAUGG